GAAUCGCCUCCUUACGCCCCUUUCAAAAUUAAUCAUUGUUGUGGUGGCGUCUUCAAAAAUUUCUCAUAAUAGAUUUGGAAUAUGCUGCCGUGAUUAUACGAAGCAGUUGCUUUUAUUAACAUUACAACUUCCAUGUUAUAAAUGAGUAUCAUUACCAAUGAAUAUUGAAUCAAAAUUCCUAUUUUGUUUAAUUUUUAAAAAUUGUAUUCGUGUCUGACGUGAUUUUGAAGAAGUAAACGACAAUACAUAUGUGCUAAUAAUAGCACAAUAAUAUAGCUCAAAUAAUGGAACAGGAAAUAUUGGAUGAAGAAUUUCGCUGCUAUAUGCGAGUAGCGCGUUCACUGGAAGGAACAUUGAAGCGGCCCAAAGAUCGCGAGUGUUGUAAGCAACUGUUAAAAAAUUGUGAACGGCUUAAUAGCGUAGACAAUGUUAUGGUUAAAAAUAAUACAAACGUUUUUAUGAAAUACUUGUUGAAAGUGAUUAAUUGGACAAGUGUGAAUCAGCCACUACAGCUAUAUGAUAAAUGGUAUCAAGGAUCGAAAACUGAAGUGAAAUUGUGGCUUCAGGACAACAAAUCAUAUAUGGCUGUUAAAGAAAUGCCAAACGGUGCGCUCGCUAUAUACUGUGCCGUUGCGAAUUCACCAAGUGCCGGUUGGCAAGACGGUGCAUUGAAAAUUAUGAAAGAUUCUAAAGAUCCAGAUGCAGAAGAAAUGUGAAGUUCUAUUUGCACUAAAUGUUGUCUGUUUUAUUAUGUAUACAUUGUAGUGUAUGUGUAAAAAAUUUUGUACGUGAAAUAUAUAUUUUUACAUUUUGAA
This is a messenger RNA of Bactrocera oleae (olive fruit fly), 815 nucleotides long. RefSeq lists its product as uncharacterized. Lineage: Eukaryota; Metazoa; Arthropoda; Insecta; Diptera; Tephritidae. The record is from RefSeq and is a predicted model, not a curated record.